This is a messenger RNA of Drosophila takahashii, 268 nucleotides long. The record is from RefSeq and is a predicted model, not a curated record. NCBI's taxonomy places the organism in Eukaryota, Metazoa, Arthropoda, Insecta, Diptera, Drosophilidae.
CGACCGACAACCAGGAUUCAAACCGCCGCCGAUAUGCGCUACCUACACGAUCUGAAUGUCCAAAUAUCGCAGAACCGUCGAUCCCACUCCGUUACCAAGCAAAUGGACAGGGAUCUGUGCAACCAGCACUUCGACACCUUCGAAACGUUCUGGGGAAGACCAGGACACGGGGCCCGCGGCGAUAAGAUCAACAAACUGAAACUGGACAAUCUGCUCUAUGGCGCCAGCGAGUCGGCCUAAGGUCAAGGAUACCCGGAUGGUCAAGGAC